This is a messenger RNA of Lasiosphaeria miniovina, 2091 nucleotides long. Its product is annotated as amino acid permease/ SLC12A domain-containing protein. The coding region runs from base 98 to 1720 and encodes 540 amino acids. Gene Ontology annotation, cellular component: membrane. The transcript has 5 exons. Lineage: Eukaryota; Fungi; Ascomycota; Sordariomycetes; Sordariales; Lasiosphaeriaceae. Gene Ontology annotation, biological process: amino acid transmembrane transport. The record is from RefSeq and is a predicted model, not a curated record. Gene Ontology annotation, molecular function: amino acid transmembrane transporter activity.
CUCGAGUCUUGGCGGCGUCUGGUAUUGGCCGCACGCGCUGCUGCCAGCGACACACGAACACAUACCACAAAGCGGGAAGGAAACGAGAACAGCAAAAAUGGCCGUCUUUCCGUUUGCAAGGCGGAGAGGGGUUGUCAGCGAUGAGAAGCACCCCGAUUCUCCGCCGCCGCAGGAAGCCGUCGCCGGCGAGUAUGUCAGCGGCGAGGAGAGCGGCCUUGUCGAGGAAGUCAAGGAUGACCUCCACCGUGGCAUGAAGCCGCGCCAACUAAACAUGAUGGCCAUUGCCGGCGCAAUUGGAACAGGCCUGAUUAUCGGAACUGGAACUGCUCUCAAGUUUGGGCCUGGCUCACUCCUGAUCGGCUACGCCCUCAUGGGAUUCGUCGUCUACAUCGUCAUGGUCGCUCUGGGCGAGAUGGGUGCCUGGCUCCCGCACAAGAAGUCCUUCUCCGGAUACGCGACACGCUUCGUCGACCCGGCCAUGGGGUUCGCAACCGGCUGGAACUACUUCUUCAAAUACGUCAUCGUGCUCCCCAACAACUUGACCGCGUCGGGCAUCAUCCUGCAGUACUGGAGACCCGAAAUAAACGUCUCCGUGUGGAUUGUUGUCUUUGGUAUCGCUAUUAUUCUGCUCAACCUGAUUCAUGUCUCGUUCUUUGGCGAGGCCGAGUUCUGGAUGUCUCUUGUCAAGGCCCUAGUCAUCAUCAUGCUGAUCCUGCUUUGCUUCAUCAUCUCCCUCGGCGGCAGCCCAUCUGGCCACCGGUCAGGAUUCUGGUACUGGACUGACCCGGGCGCCUUUGCCCAGUACUCGGCCUCUGCCAAAGGCGUCAGCUUGACCGUCCCCGGAGCGACUGGCCGCUUCCUGGGCGUCUGGGCCUGCAUCGUGCAGGCUACCUUUGCCUACCUCGGUACCGAGCUCGUCGGUGUGGCUUUCGGCGAGACCCCCGACCCGCGCAAGAACGUCCCGCGUGCUGUGAGGCAGACCUUGCUGCGUAUCGUCUUCUUCUACAUCGCCGGUGUGAUUGUUCUCGGCAUGGCCGUCCCUUACAACAGCAAGACCCUGGCGAACGCCACCAGUGCCAAGACGAGCGGAAUUGCGUCGCCCUUUGUGGUUGCCGCCAAAGAUGCCGGAAUUGACAAGCUGGCUGACGCCGUCAACGCCCUCCUUCUCGUCUUCACCGUCAGCGCAGCGAACUCGGACAUCUACCUCGCCUCCCGCACGGCAUGGGCGCUGGCCAAGGACGGACAAGCACCCGAGUUGAUGAACCGCACCAACAAGCGCGGCGUGCCCAUCCCGGCCGUCGCGCUGUCGUCCAUCUUCAUCGCGCUCGGCUUCCUGAACGCGACCAAGGACUCGGCGACAGUGUUUGGCUACUUUGUCUCGCUCGUGACCGUCUUUGGUGCGCUCAACUGGAUUGCCGUGCUGGUCAGCUACCUCGCCAUGAUCAACGCCAUGAAGGUGCAGAACGUCCCGCGCUCCAUCAUGCCGUACCGCAACCCGCUGCUGCCAUACGGCGCGUAUUUUGCUCUUUUCAUCACCACGCUGGUCAUCAUCUUCAGCGGCUACAGCGCCUGGUUCCCCUUCUUCCAGGUCGACAAGUUCAUAACGAGCUACAUUGGCAUCCCCGUCUACGUCCUCAACAUUAUCUGGUGGAAGCUAUUCAAGAAGACGAAGCGCGUGAAGCCGUCCGAGGUCGACCUGAUUACGGGCAGGAGGGCCUGAUUUGUGCCAAGCUGCGGGGGGCCUGUUCGUUUCAGCGAUGCUUUAGUUUUGGAGUCACAGGUGCUGGGCGGAUAUCUUGCCGAGGAUUUGGCUACGAGCGGUAUUCAGCAAUGCUACUCUGCUGGUAUUGACCAGUUGGCAGAUCAAAUAUAAAUCUGCUUAUUCUGAAGGACAAUUUUGACUCAGUUCGAGGAAACCUCAUCUUACCUAGACAAGGUGAAAAGGGAUAAAGGAUCGCCCCAUAUUCACAAUGGGCGUCUGCAAUGCGCCAAUCCCGCGGUGUCUAUCCAUGCCGCUCAACCCUUUUGCGGCCAGACGAUCGGCAGACUGCAUCAGGCUGAUCGCCAGAUCUGCUCUUCACCUUGGAGCCA